AUGUUCCCACUGGGGAUGAGCAGUCUAUCCAUGGUGGAAGCUGCGCUGACCGCCUUACUGUCCCUGGGGCUGCUGCUCAGUUUGGCACAACACCUCUGGACCUUGCGCUGGACUUUGAGCAGGGACCGCGCCUGUUCUCUGCCCCUUCCCAAGGGAUCUAUGGGAUGGCCCUUUUUCGGCGAGACGCUGCACUGGCUAGUUCAGGGCUCCAGGUUCCACAGCUCUCGUCGGGAGCGCUAUGGGACAGUAUUCAAAACGCAUCUGCUGGGCAAGCCAUUGAUCCGCGUGAGCGGCGCCCAGAACGUGCGCACCAUCCUUCUGGGCGAGCAUCGCCUGGUGAGCAGCCAAUGGCCUCAGAGCGCGCGCAUCCUGCUGGGCUCUCACACGCUUCUGGGCGCAGUAGGGGAGCCCCACCGACUGCGGCGCAAGAUUCUGGCCCGAGUGUUCAGCCGCGCAGCACUAGAAAGUUAUAUGCCGCGCAUCCAGACCACGCUGCGGAGGGAACUGUGGACUUGGUGCGGAGUCCCGGGGCCAGUGUCUGUGUACGCGGCCGCUAAGGCUUUGACCUUCCGUAUCGCCGCUCGGAUCCUUUUGGGUCUGCGUCUGGAGGAGGGCGAGUGCAAUGAGCUAGCCAAGACGUUCGAACAACUGGUGGAAAACCUCUUUUCCCUGCCUCUGGACGUCCCUUUCAGCGGUCUGCGCAAGGGAAUCCGAGCCAGAGACCUGCUACAUGAACAUAUGGAAAAAGCCAUUUUGGAGAAAUUGCAGAGGGAGGAGCCUGGAGGACAAAAGGAUGCUCUGGAUUUCAUUAUCAACAGUGCCAAAGAACAAGGCUGGGAAUUCACUCUGCAAGAACUGAAGGUAUGGGGAUCAUUCCAGGGUUAUAGAUCCAGGGAUCAAAGAAGGAAGUCUGAAAGAAGAGGGAGAUAGGACAUCAUUUGAAUCAGUAAGCAUCAGUAAAGACCUCUUUAGUCUACUUUUUUUUUUUUUUUAAUCCAGGAGAGAAAUCUUUUUGACUGCAGAAUAGACUUCACCUCAAUUGCAUUCCAUAUUGAAAAUACUACAUGGAUAUACAAUGGAAAUUGGAAAGGAUCCAUAACUAUGUUGUCCAGACAAAUGCUGAAAUUCCCAAAGUUGUGCCUUCCCAAAGUACCAGGAAGUACUGUGUUCCCUGAAAAUUUUUAUCAAGGGCAUGUACCCAUUAUCCCAGGAGCCCUAUGUGUUUGGGUAGGU
Molecule: messenger RNA, 1233 nt
Organism: Antechinus flavipes (yellow-footed antechinus)
Lineage: Eukaryota; Metazoa; Chordata; Mammalia; Dasyuromorphia; Dasyuridae
Product: cytochrome P450 26C1
Exons: 4
Coding region: 1-930 (309 amino acids)
Biological process (GO): sterol metabolic process
Molecular function (GO): heme binding; oxidoreductase activity, acting on paired donors, with incorporation or reduction of molecular oxygen; iron ion binding
Source: RefSeq, a predicted model, not a curated record